AUGUGUCUCUCAGACCCUCUCAGACAAAGUUGGUCCAGUACAGAGUCGGUCCAGUACAGAGUCGGUCGGUCCAGUACAGAGUCGGUCGGUCCAGUACAGAGUCGGUCGGUCCAGUACAGAGUCGGUCGGUCCAGUACAGAGUCGGUCGGUCCAGUACAGAGUCGGUCGGUCCAGUACAGAGUCGGUCGGUCCAGUACAGAGUCGGUCGGUCCAGUACAGAGUCGGUCGGUCCAGUACAGAGUCGGUCGGUCCAGUACAGAGUCGGUCGGUCCAGUACAGAGUCGGUCGGUCCAGUACAGAGUCGGUCGGUCCAGUACAGAGUUGGUCGGUCCAGUACAGAGUCGGUCGGUCCAGUACAGAGUCGGCCCAGUACAGAGUCGGCCCAGUACAGAGUCGGCCCAGUACAGAGUCGGCCCAGUACAGGACAGAGUCGGCCCAGUACAGAGUCGGUCCAGUACAGUACAGAGUCGGUCCAGUACAGAGUCGGUCCAGUACAGAGUCGGUCCAGUACAGAGUCGGUCCAGUACAGAGUCGGUCCAGUACAGGACAGAGUCGGUCCAGAGUACAGGACAGAGUCGGUCCAGAGUACAGGACAGAGUCGCCACAAAGCCGGUCUCUGUGGUGCAGGAGCUAACAGGGCCUUCACUGUCCCGCAGAGAUAGUGCUGAGUAA
Molecule: messenger RNA, 672 nt
Organism: Knipowitschia caucasica
Lineage: Eukaryota; Metazoa; Chordata; Actinopteri; Gobiiformes; Gobiidae
Source: the annotation of a GenBank genome assembly